CCAUGUUGGUUGGCGUGUGGGUGUCAAACGGAGCUGAAAGCUGCAGCGGCUCCGCGAGCUCCGGUCGCUCCCGCUUGCUCAGCGAUACUGGCGGCCGCAGCCGUGCACCCGGGCCAGCCGGGAGGAGCGGAGAUGGAAAAGGUUUGUGUAAUUCCCAGACUCGAGUCCCUCCUGCAGAAAGCCCACAGCACAGUGGACACUCACGGAACCUUAAGAACAGACUUACCAUCUGAGAACCACUCAGUUUACCCAGAAGCAUCACUCAGCUCUGGCAUAUGGUGGUGCUGGGAAUGAACCUCGAACCUUUGGUAAUGCAGGUCAUGGCUCCUGGUUGUGUGAACCUGAGGCUUUCACAGAGGAAAUGACUGUCAUCAGGGCACUUGCUGUAAACCUCCCCCAGAGCCCUGACCUACGCAGGGCUGGAUCUCAGCCCGGACAGGAAAGUGUCUUCCUCUGCAGGCCUGCUCCUCUGUGACCCAGCAGCUAAAGAUGACGACUUCAUCUAUUCGGCGGCAGAUGAAGAACAUUGUGAACAACUAUUCGGAGGCUGAAAUCAAAGUGCGAGAGGCCACCUCCAAUGACCCGUGGGGCCCAUCUAGUUCUCUGAUGACGGAGAUUGCUGACCUAACCUACAACGUGGUGGCCUUCUCAGAGAUCAUGAGUAUGGUGUGGAAGCGGCUCAAUGACCAUGGCAAGAACUGGCGGCACGUGUAUAAGGCACUGACACUGCUGGACUACCUUAUCAAGACAGGCUCUGAGCGGGUGGCCCAGCAGUGCCGUGAGAACAUUUUUGCAAUCCAGACACUUAAGGACUUCCAGUACAUCGACCGUGACGGCAAGGACCAGGGCAUCAAUGUGCGUGAGAAGGCCAAGCAGCUGGUGACGCUGCUCAAAGAUGAGGAGCGGCUCAAGAGUGAGCGGGCCCAGGCACUCAAGACCAAGGAGCGCAUGGCCCAGGUGGCCACUAGUGUGAGCAGCAACCAGAUCACCUUUGGCCGUGGCUCCAGCCAGCCCAACCUCUCCACCAGCUACUCAGAGCAAGAGUAUGGCAAGGCUGGGGGCUCCCCUGCCUCCUACCAUGGCUCGCCCGAGGCCUCCCUGUGCCCCCAGCACCGUACAGUGGCCCCACUGGGUCCGAGCGAGGAGCUGCAGCCGCUGAGCCAGCACCACCCUUUCCUGCCACACCCGGGGCCGGCCUCCCGCCCCAACGGUGACUGGGUGCAGCCUUGCCUCACUUGUGACCAUGCAGCCCGAGCCACCUCCCCACGGGUAUCUUCUGAGCUGGAGCAGGCCCGGCCCCAAACAAGUGGAGAAGAGGAGCUCCAGCUACAGUUGGCCUUAGCCAUGAGCAGAGAAGUAGCUGAGCAGGAAGAACGCCUGCGGCGGGGUGACGACCUCAGGCUGCAGAUGGCCCUGGAGGAGAGCCGGAGGGACACAGUCAAGGUGCCCAAAAAGAAAGAGCACUGCUCCCAUUCACAGCAGACUACCCUGCUAGAUCUGAUGGAUGCCUUUCCUAGCUCGGGUCCUGCUGCUCAGAAGGCAGAGCCUUGGGGCCCAUCUGCCUCUACAAACCAGGUCAACCCCUGGGGUGGGCCAGCAGCCCCAACCAGCGCUGUGGACUCCUGGCCAUCAUUCAGUGCCAAGCCCGCUGCAUCCGUGGACCCCUGGGGCUUGCCCACUGCAGCCAGCACUCACUCUGCCCCCAAGAGCUCAGACCCCUGGGCAGUCCCACAGCCACCUGCCCUUGUUGCUGGGAAAGCCCCUGAUGCCUGGGCCACAGCAUCAGCCUCCAAGUCCACGUCUGCCUCCGGGACUGUUGACCUCUUCAGUAACUUGAAUGGCACAGUUAAAGAUGACUUUUCUGAAUUUGACAACCUCCGAACUGCAAAGAAAACAGCCGAGAAGGCAGCUUCCCCGCCCUCCCAGAAUAAUGGCACUGCCAGUCCUGACCCCUUUGAGUCUCAGCCCCCAACAGUCACCUCCAGCAAGCCCAGCAGUGCCCGGAAAACACCUGAGUCCUUCCUGGGCCCCAACGCUGCCCUAGUGAACCUGGACUCCCUGGUGACUAGGCCUGCCCCUCCGGCCCAGUCCCUCAACCCUUUCCUGGCUCCAGGUGCGGCCACUGUCCCAACCCCUGUCAAUCCUUUCCAGGUGAACAGGCCUCAGCCUAGGACACUGAACCAGCUAAGAGGGAGCCCCGUGCUGGGUUCCAGUUCAUCCUUUGGACCCAGCUCUGGUGUGGAGCCCAUGACUGUGGCCUCCACACUCUCCACAACCUCACACACUGCUUUGGGGGCAGGGGGCUCCUCUCUGGCACCCCUGGGCCCCCCUACAAUGAACAUGGUGGGCAGUGUGGGCCUCCCCCCGUCAGCAUCUCAGGCCACUGGCACAACCAACCCCUUCCUCCUCUAGUGCCUGGCCUGGGCCCCACGGAGAGGCCGCUGGAGCCCUGCCUGGAUGCUGAGCAGGGACUCUGUGUGUUGUGGUGUCCCAGAGCUGGCGGGGGUGUGUGGGGGAGGUCUAGUUCCAGCUUCCUGCCCAGGCUUGUCUGCAGCCCUGACCCUUGGGCAUGAGCAGUGGGCUGGGCCCCUCCAGCCUUCACUACCCUCCUUGCUCAGGGCCUGGCCCUGGGGAAACUGGCUGACUCUCUUGCCAUGGAGGGGGCAGUUGGCAUGGCUCCUGCCCCAGCCCAAGGGGCUCUGGGGCAAUGUCAACCCAGCCUUCACUGCCCACUCCUACCCUCAGAGGUCACAGGCAUGGAAGGGCCACCUUACCCCACCAGACAUUGUCCCAUGGAGGGGUGCGUGGACAUGCAUCUUGUCUCUCUACUCACCUGAGUUCACAGUGAGCACUACCCAUGCGGCCACUCUGGAGUGAGCCCUCCAGAGCGAGUUUCCCACUAAUCCGAGCUGACCUGCCACGCAGCUCUGUGCUCAUCCGAGUUUGCACACCUUUGUUUAGUACAGUUUCCUAUUUGAGUUUGCAGAAUACCUAAUAGUCUUUUUUUGGCUAAUAUUUUUAUAAUGUGGUUCUUAUUUAACUGUCUAGUUUUGAUAGAAUUUACCAGGUCUGGCUAAAUGAAGAUAUUGGCACCAUGUCUCAUUGGUGGUCUAAGUGAACUCUUAUUUAUGGUUUUAACUCUGUAAGGAACUGUCAAAAGGAAGAGUUUUUUAAAAAAAAAUGCCUUAUGAAAAAAAAAAAAAGACCAAGCAAAUUCUUCAUAGGAAAACAUGAGAAUUUGACUACACAUAAGACACUUUUAAGAAAAAGCAACAGAUACCUAGCCUUCAGUUGCCUUUUCCUUUCUUUUAUUCCUUUUUUUAUGAAUUUACCAAGCCAAGUAAGUCCUAAGAGAGAGGCUAUUUUUCUUACUUAUGUAACAUCAGGAAAGUCCAAGGGGGAAAAAAAGAAAACCUGCCUUUGAAUGUGACUCAUCCAUCUCUAUCAGCUAAUUCUGUUCCAUAACUGAAGGCGCGUCCCACCUGACAAGGACUCCGGUUGACAAUAGACACAUGAGCUGGAAGAACCUGGGUCUGAGGUCUCUGCUGUCUACCCCGUGACAGGGACAGUAUGGCAAUGGUGCUUGUGUGGUCAGGUUCUGGGGGGGAGGGACCAGGGCGGCCCCUACUUGUUCACCCCAGAGGCACUUCAGACACUGUGACCCUCAUCUCAGAUGAAGAAGAGGGAGAGAAAUUCAUUCUCACAGCAUCAUUUCUAACUACAUGCACUAACCCUCCUUCCUCCAAUGCCCAGCCUCCUGCUCCCUCCCCCAAGCCCCAGUGGAGAAAAAGAUUUGUCACAAAUUAAGACCAGAAAACAUUUGUUUCUCCCUCCCCCAAGCCCAAGCCCAAGCAUACCUAACUAGCCAGGGGCACUUCAGCCUGCUUCCCCACUCUCACUGCAGGGGCAGCUGCCACUGGGUGCCCCUCCUGCAAGCCUGACCUUAGCACAGGUCACCUCAGGCCUGGGGAGCUGAGAUACGGCUCUUCCCUUCCAUGGCAUCACCAUGCUGGCCCUUACCCAGGCCCUCUCCCCCAACUUCUCUGCCAGGCCUAGAGCCCCAGGCUGGACCACAGGGCUCCUGUCACUCCAGCCUGGGAGAGGCUGUAGAUGGAUCAAGGGUGGGGGGUAGGCUGUGGGACAGGACUCAACUUGGCACGGUGCUUUCACCCCAGUCACUUACAGAUCACAGACCAAACUCAGUUGUCCUGUCAGUGAUAUCCUGUGACAGGGAGUCCCUCCUGCUGUGCCCUCUGGCCCGUGUUACAUCCUCUAGGCCACCAUGGCCCAAGAAGACUACCACCCCACCCCAGCCUUGUCAGCCCUGGCACCCCAUGCCUAUCCCCAGUGCACUGAUCAUGAAGCUGCCCACUGCUGGCUCAGUCCCAGGGGCUGGUGGCUGGUUCUGAACUUGUGUUGAAUAUUGCUACUUAUUUACUGUAUAAAUAUAAUUUAUCAUUUGUAUCAUGA
Molecule: messenger RNA, 4470 nt
Organism: Erinaceus europaeus (western European hedgehog)
Lineage: Eukaryota; Metazoa; Chordata; Mammalia; Eulipotyphla; Erinaceidae
Gene: EPN2
Product: epsin 2
Exons: 12
Coding region: 490-2412 (640 amino acids)
Biological process (GO): endocytosis
Cellular component (GO): plasma membrane; clathrin vesicle coat; endosome
Molecular function (GO): phospholipid binding; clathrin binding
Source: RefSeq, a predicted model, not a curated record